AUGACCCCAGAUGGCAUCAAGCCUUUCCCAGAUUUAAUCCGGGAAUUCCAUAUCUCUCCACGAGAACUAUUCUCCUACCUCAGAUUAAAAAAUAUUAUCCAGGAAUGCAGGAUUAACAUGAGGGAACCCGAUCACUCAACGCCGUUUAUCCUUAAAUGUAUGGGCAAACUACCGAAAACCAAAGCUUUAUCCUUAUGCUACAACACGCUAUUGCUCCACAACAAACCAUCUAAAUCAUCGUACAUGUCCAAAUGGGAAUCAGAUCUGGGAAUGCUUAUCCCAAUAGAAAGGUGGCAUUACGCCCAAAGAUUAACUAAACAGGCUUCCCAUAGCCUUAACCAAUGGGAAACAUACUGCAAGCUAACGAUGCGCUGGUAUCUAGUCCCCACCAAAUUGGCCCACAUCUAUCCGGGAUCCGACGAUCGAUGCUGGAGAUGCCACAACUGUGAGGGGUCCCUCCUCCAUAUAUUUUGGUCAUGCCCACACAUCACCACACUAUGGCAGGAAAUACAUACACUUCUAUAUAAAAUUCUGGGUGUAACAGUACCUUUGACGCCAGAUUGCUUCCUUUUACAUAUCUUCCCAGAUACCCUCCCAGGGGAAACGGUUGUAUUCGCGAUCCACUGCUUAAUGGCCACCAAAACUGCCAUCGCGCACAGAUGGAAGUUCCCUUUGUCACCAUCACUGUCAGAAAUCUUAGGCAGGCUUGACUCAACCCACGCAUACGAACGCAUGGCUAGCCGACUGACCAGCAGCCAAACUAAAUACAGAUCACGAUGGCAGGUCUGGGUGGACUAUAGGAAGGGCGAGCCUCCCCCCCAGGGCCCGUAA
Messenger RNA from Pelobates cultripes (western spadefoot toad), 831 nucleotides. NCBI's taxonomy places the organism in Eukaryota, Metazoa, Chordata, Amphibia, Anura, Pelobatidae. The record is from the annotation of a GenBank genome assembly.